AUGCCCAGCCACGGCGCGAGUGCCUCAGCCUCGGCUCUCCCGAGAACUGGAAAGCUCGCAGCCAACACCGCAGAGCAACUUCCAAGCACCAAUGCGACAAGCGAGAUCGCCCUUGAGCGCCUCGCCGAGCACUUCCACGAGAGCCUCGAGGUCGCAGCGGCCAAGUUCGGCAUCGGCAAGUCGACGAUCAUCGGAAGCUGGUGUGCAGGCAACUGGGAGGCAGUAAGGGAAGACAUCGAACGGGCCACAUUGGAGGCCAGAAGAGUCUUCGACGGGCACGAAGGGGAGCGGAUCAUCGGAUGGUACUCGGUUAUCCGACUCUCCGACUGGCUCGGAGAUCCGAUGAUGCCGUACGGAGCGAAACACUUCGCAAUCUCUCCCCCGGGUUUGAACCCGUUUGAUCACGACGAUUGUGAAGGGGUGGAGGAUAUGAGAUAUGAGGUAGCCAUAGACAAGUUGGCCAUAAGGGACCGUCUGAAGCAGUACCUGUUCAACUGUUCCCAUGUACCUCAUCCCCAAGAUGCGCAGCUUUCCUCCAACACGGCAGCAUCCAGACCUGACAGCCUGAACCCCCUGAAAGAAGAGAUUGCUCAUGCCAUCUCUGACCGCAUCCCAGUCAAGAAGAUCGCUGCCAUGGUUAACGACCAGAUCCUGCAUAUCCGGGAAGAAUGCACGAGAGCGGUAGACAGACACUCAGUACAAGUUGCGGACGUGAGGGAAGGAGGGGGGAAUAACAGGAAGACAAUCAACAAGUCUAUGGAAGCAAGUAGCGAAAAUGGUGAGGAGAGCGCCGGGCCUGCAAGUUUGAUGGAUGUGUCGGAGUACAUGGCGAAGUUGAGCGACAUGGGGCUUGUUCCAGACGUCAUCGACGAGGAGGGGGCAGUUCAGCUGUUUUCUCGUCGAGUAGCUGAGAAGCACGGAGAUCAGAUCUCCCAGGAGGAUUUUGAGAUGCUGGUGAACAUGAUGGUUGAGGACAAGAGCUCCAUGAUGGACGAGGCGUACGCACGACAAGUAGCGCAGGCGGAGAUGAAUCACAGACAAACUCCCGUCGCAGUAGCAGGAGACAUGUCUAUUCACGCCGUUGGAGAUCGGCACGAGCUUGUCAGAGAGAGAAACAGAAGUACUGAGUUGUCUCCCUUUGCUGUCGUUAUGACUGCCUUGUUCGCGUGCAACAUAGGAAUCCAAGAGCGAAGAAACGCGAGGAGAGAGCAGUCGGAGAAGCUUCGAACGGAGGCGAUGCAGGAGGAGCUGAGGGAGAAACACCUGAGGAUGAAAUCGAUCUUGAAGGCUGUGAAGUCCGGCGAUCUCAAUGCAACGAGUGAGCUGGAGGUUCUCCUGGCUGACGAUCUGUCAGAGUGA
Guillardia theta CCMP2712 is the source of this 1359-nucleotide messenger RNA. RefSeq lists its product as hypothetical. The record is from RefSeq and is a predicted model, not a curated record. The coding region runs from base 1 to 1359 and encodes 452 amino acids. NCBI's taxonomy places the organism in Eukaryota, Cryptophyceae, Pyrenomonadales, Geminigeraceae. The transcript is spliced from 9 exons.